Molecule: messenger RNA, 744 nt
Organism: Sphenostylis stenocarpa
Lineage: Eukaryota; Viridiplantae; Streptophyta; Magnoliopsida; Fabales; Fabaceae
Source: the annotation of a GenBank genome assembly
AUGCACCACUUUGACAUGGACAACUCUCACCUUCUUCAAUUCCUUCCCAACACCACCACCACCACCAACACCAACCCCUUCUUCCACACUGCACCACACACCACCAACAUCAUGCACCAACACCACACCCUCUCUAAUAACUCCUCCUCCAAUAACUUCUACCCCUUCCAUGUCUCCCAAAUUACCCCCACACCCUCCCACCAAGAUAGAGCCCUUGCUGCCAUGAAGAACCACAAGGAAGCUGAGAAGAGAAGGAGGGAGAGAAUCAACUCCCACCUCGAUGAACUUCGCACUCUUCUCCCCUGCAAUUCCAAGACAGACAAGGCUUCGCUUCUGGCUAAGGUUGUGCAGCGAGUGAAGGAGCUGAAGCAGCAGACGUCGGAGAUAACGGAGCUGGAGACGGUUCCGUCGGAGACUGACGAGAUCACGGUGCUCUCCACUGGCGGGGACUAUGGCGGCGAUGGGAGACUGAUAUUCAAGGCCUCGCUGUGCUGCGAGGACCGCUCGGACCUCAUCCCGGACCUAAUAGAAAUCCUGAACUCGCUUCACCUCAAAACCCUCAAAGCGGAAAUGGCCACUCUCGGAGGAAGAACGCGCAACGUUCUCGUGGUGGCUGCAGACAAAGAACACAGCAUCGAAUCCAUCAAUUUCCUUCAGAACUCGCUCAAGUCUUUGCUAGACAGGUCCAAUUCCAGCGAUAGGUCAAAACGACGCCGUGGCCUAGACCGGAGACUAAUGUCUUAA